Molecule: messenger RNA, 3234 nt
Organism: Magallana angulata
Lineage: Eukaryota; Metazoa; Mollusca; Bivalvia; Ostreida; Ostreidae
Exons: 2
Coding region: 92-1735 (547 amino acids)
Molecular function (GO): zinc ion binding
Source: RefSeq, a predicted model, not a curated record
GUAUGGUCACAACCAGCCAUAUGUUACCUAGAGCACACAGUCCGUCCAGUUAGACAUUUAUUACAUUUCUGGUUUACAAGAAUAAUUAACCAUGGAUGUGCCCCGAUGUGACCUUUGUGAGACCGUCAUAGUACACAGCUACUGUGACUUUUGUCAAGUCAACCUUUGCAAGCCCUGUAUAGGUGAACACAUCACAGAUGGAUAUGACAAACAUAAAAUAGUUCCUUUCCAGGAUCGACGAUCAACCCUCAUUUAUCCAAAAUGUGAAACGCAUUCACACAAAAAUUGCAAAUUUCAGUGCAAGGAUUGUAACAGUAUUUUUGUUUGUUCUUCCUGCAUGGCAUCUGAACAACACAAGGGGCAUAACUUUGUAGACGUUACAGAAGUUUACAAGACAAAGAAAGAAGAUGUUAAAAAGGAUACGGAAAAGAUAGAAAAACUUAUUUCCCCUUCAUACGAGGAAAUUGCACGUGACUUGGAAGAUCAGCUUGCCAACCUUGAUGAGGGAUAUGAGAAGCUUACAACAACAAUGUCCAGACAAGGAGAGCAAUGGCAUAGAGAAAUCGACAUCAUCAUCAACAAAAUGCAAACUGAAAUCAGCGAGAUAAAAGUGAAACACAAAGACAUUUUACAGAAACACUUGAAUGAAAUUAAACAGAUACAGUCUCUCAUCAAACAUACAUUUCUGGCCUUGAGGAAACUUGAGAAAUCCACUGAAGUUUCCCAAACCAUUGAAUACAGCUCUAAGAUCAGAGAGUUCAGCAAACUUCCACCAAAAGUUAUGAUUACACUGCCAACAUUCAUUCCAAAACCAAUAGACCGUGAAAAGUUGUAUAGUUUGUUUGGACACAUCACUCCAUUAUCUACUGCUACAGAAGAAAAUGUCUCGUCACUAAACCAACCCAACGCUUCAGUCAGAGCACUACUGGAUGAACCGGAGCUUGUUGCCACAAUACAGACUGGAAAUAAAUAUCUACGUAAUGUUACCUGUCUAAAUGAUGACAGAAUAUGGACGAGUGGACAGACCAGUGAUAUCAAAUCCUUCAACACUAAAGGUUCACUCCUCCAGACAAUCCAUACGGAAUUAGAGAAAAUCCCUGAUGAUAUAGCUGUAGACAAUGAUGGAUAUCUUCUGUACACUAGCGGAGCAACAAAAACAGUAAAUAAGGUAAAGAAUGGACAGAGUGAAGUGUUGAUCAGAUUACAGGAAUGGACACUUAGGCAGCUGUGUGUCACCUCUACUGGUGAUCUCCUGGUUACCAUGUACAGUGAUGAUAGAACUCAAUCCAAAGUUGUCCGUUACUCGGGAUCUACAGAGAAACAAACAAUUCAAUUUGAUGAUAAAGGAAAACCUCUGUACUCAGGGAAUGAUUAUGUUAAAUACAUCACAGAGAACAGAAACCAUGACAUCUGUGUAGCUGACCAUGGGGCUGGUGCAGUAGUGGUGGUUAAUCAGGACGGCGAACUCAGAUGGAGAUACACCGGUCAUCCCUCAACCACCAAGAUCAAACCAUUUAGACUCCGUGGUAUCACGUCAGAUAGCCAGAGUCGCAUCCUGACAGCAGAUCGUAACAACCUUUGUAUCCACAUUCUGGAUCAGAAUGGACAGUUUCUCCAUUACAUUGAUAGCUGUGAUCUGGAGAAUCCUUUUGGUUUAUGUGUGGACAAUGAUGACAAUCUGUUUGUGUGUGAAUAUCACAAAGGUAAUGUAAAGAAAAUCAAAUAUUUGAAAUAGACACAAUAAAUUGUAAAAUUGUGAUGUAAAUCAAACCAUUUACAAGUAUAUGUAUUUAAAAAAAACAAUUUAGAUCAUACUUUAUCAAAUAUAGUUUGCUGUUUUUUUUUUAUUUGUUGUUUUUUGUGUGUGUGUUUUUGUUGUUGUUGUUUUUAAGGGUUAGACAUAAUCUCGUUGAUCAUUAUGUUAAGGCUCUGUUCUGUAAACUCAUUCUUUAUGGCUUACUAAACUAACUGUCAAUUUUCAUAUAUGUAAGAUAAGAUAAAAAAUCUGUUUUGAUACAUAUUUAAUCAGUUUAGUAUUUUUCUAUUGUUUUUAAUUUCCAGAAUGCGUUAAGUAUUAAGAUAAAAUAGAUGGUUUUGAAUACCAGAAAUUUGUAGUAUUGCAAUAUGCACAAAUUCGAUGACAGCAUCUGCAGUGAUAUUAGUUUAAUUAUAAAUAGUUACAUUUGCAAGUAUGUCUCAUUAUAUGAACCUAUUGAAAAUUCUAUAUUUAGAUUGUACGUGCAUUAACUGUAUUUUGGUCGUAGUAUCUAUCUUCCCUCAACUUAAUCACUGUUAAUUAUUCUGUUUGAGUAUUGCAAUAUGCACAAAUUCAAUGACAGCAUCUGCAGUGAUAUUAAGGUAUUGUUCUCAUGCAGGUGCAGAUAGAUUCGCAAUGGGCAUUAGUACUAUCAUGCAUCUGCAAUCGAAUUAAAAUAAGACCUCUGGGAUGCCUACUUGCAAAGUGUGCCUUAGAAGUUUAAUUAUAAAUAGUUACAUUUGCAAGUAUGUUUCUUUAUAUGAACCUAUAGAAAAUUUUAUAUUUAGAUUGUACAUGUAUUACCAUUAGUUUGUUCUCAGUAUCUAUCUUUCCUCAAUUUAAUUAUUCCGUUUGUUGAAACACAAGUCAGUAUAUUCAAAAUGGAGAUAAAAAUUCUGAAAUCCACUAAAUAAAUGUUUUACAAUGUAUUUAUAUAAAUGCUAUACGAAUGCAUAGAAAUUUAGAUUUUGUGUCUUUUUUGAUAACUUUAGAAAACAAGUGCAAAAAUGAUGGUAAUUUUAAAUUAUUUGAAGGGAAGCAGAGACCAUAAAAAAUACAAUAAUAUCGUCACUUAGUGCUACUCCCACAUAUGCCUUAUAUAACAUUUAUAUAAACCCCGCCCCACCCUUUCCCCAUCGAUUCCAAAUAUACAAACACAUGGGAGUGAUUGAAGUCGGUAAUUAUUGACAGUCAAGCUAACUAAAGACGUCCUAGAAAAAACUUAAUGUCUUUUACCUGAAUUUUCCAUCAUUUAGGUAUUCAUAUAUGCAUGUAUAUAGGUUAUACUUGUAUCGACGCCGUACGUAUAAUUUCUUUAAUUUUUUUUUUGAGAACCAGGUAAUCAUCGGAAAUGUGUUUGAAACAUUAUACUAUACACUGUACUAGGUUUAAGAAAAAAUCAAAAUGUAUGUAAUAUUCAGACGUGUAUGCUGUGUCAUAAUUGAAAUUAAAUGUAUUUGGUAAUUAAAUCAUGUCAA